Molecule: messenger RNA, 1410 nt
Organism: Nicrophorus vespilloides
Lineage: Eukaryota; Metazoa; Arthropoda; Insecta; Coleoptera; Silphidae
Gene: Cad
Product: homeobox protein CDX-1
Exons: 2
Coding region: 186-1142 (318 amino acids)
Biological process (GO): embryo development; anterior/posterior axis specification; regulation of transcription by RNA polymerase II
Cellular component (GO): nucleus
Molecular function (GO): DNA-binding transcription factor activity, RNA polymerase II-specific; RNA polymerase II transcription regulatory region sequence-specific DNA binding
Source: RefSeq, a predicted model, not a curated record
AGUUAGCAAAGUUAUUAGAGAACACUUUUAGUUAUAAAUACAAACGUCGCGGAAGGAUAACCAACAGAAACUUGAGAGUUGAAAGUUAUUAGAGAACACUAUUAGUUAUACAUACAUCGCGGAAGGAUAAUCAACAGAAACUUGACAUAGAGUGUAGUGAAGACAUUGUUUAUAGUGAAGUGAAUAUGGUAUCAUAUUAUCCUUCUGCUUAUAGGCAGCAAGGAAACGUACCAUCUCAAAGUGCGCAAAUGCACACAACAGCUCAAAUACAUGCUACUGCACAAAUGCAUUCAGCAGCCCAAUUAGCCCAUCCUGCAGCACAAUUACAUACAGCAGCUCAGUUGCAUCCAGCAGCUCAGUUGCAUCCAGCAGCUCAGUUGCAUCCAGCUGCACAGAUGCACCCAGCACAAAUACAUCCUUGGUACGCAGGAACCUAUCAUCACACACAAGCCCCACAGAUGUUACCGACAUCAUCUUAUUGCAUGCAAGAUGAACAGGCCUCCCAGGUAUGGCCGCACGGUGCACCACACGUUUUUCACCAGGAAUUCAUGGAUUUUAACUCCCUGCCCUUGCAACACAUGCAAGCGCAGUACCACCAGCAACAGAAUACGCAUCAGCAGCAUCAACAACAAACUCAAACUCAUAACCUGCACGCACAGCAACAACAAGCAUCACCCGCGAUUACGGUGUCCGGGAGCGACGUAUCGAGUCCUGGUACAGUCAGCGGAAACAUAUCCCCGCAGAACAUGCCGCAGAAUAAUAGAUCAACACAAGCCCGCAGCCCAUUCGAAUGGAUUAAAAAAACCGGAUACCAGAGUCAACCGAAUCCAGGGAAGACGAGAACUAAGGAUAAAUACCGCGUCGUCUACACGGAUCAUCAAAGGGUCGAAUUGGAAAAGGAGUUUUACUACAGCAGAUACAUCACGAUCCGUCGGAAAGCAGAGCUGGCAAAUACACUGGGCUUGUCGGAACGGCAGGUGAAAAUAUGGUUCCAAAACCGCAGAGCCAAGGAAAGGAAGCAGGGUAAGAAGCGCGAUGAGUUCACCCACAAGGAUAUCAUCCAGCUGCAGCAGUCCCAACAGAUCCAACAGCAUCAGCAACAAGGUAUUAUCGACCAGCAGAUUUCACCUCAACUAAUGUGACCCGUGCAACAUUUCUGGGAUGAUGACACGUACCCGAGUGCGCAGAGUGAUCACUGUUUUACAGGAAAUUCUUGAAUGUGUGUAAUAAAUGUUGUGCUUCAGACUUAUAAACGGUACCGUUUACAUCGAGAUUUUUAAUGGUGCAUUUCUUGCGGACGCUUUAAUUAAGAAAAUCAGCCUUUAACGAUAUAUUUUUUAAUACUAAAAACACGUUAUAUUUUAACCUUAUGUUAAUAUGGAAUAGUUAAUUUUGCUUUAAUAUAAUUAG